UAAGCCGCAUGCGCGUUUCAACACUUUGACACAAAUUUGGGCCUAGGCAUGUAGCAUGUGUGGCAUGGAAAAAUGAACGAAGUUCGUAGCUUGUUGAUUAAAAGGAAAUGGAUUUAUAAACAGAAGAAAGUUCAAGUAUGGCAGAAGUUGGUACUCAACGUUUGGUGAAAAUUGAGCCUCUUGAAGAUGGUCUGUCGGCAAAGAAAUCUCAGGUUAUUGAACAUGAAGUUCAAUCUCAGUCAACAGGGCAGUCAACAUUGCAAAGAACCGAUCAUGGUAUGGCACAUUCAUUUGCCAGUGGGAGAAUUGCUGAAGCUACAACAUCGAUUUCCCCUCCAGGAUACCCUUCAACUGCGUUCCAGCCCCAAUAUUUUACACCGACAAGGAGAAUGGAUUUCGUUCCCACAUUCUGCAAGACAUUUGAGUUGCCAGAAAGCCGUUCAUAUUCAGACGAAAAUAACACAGAAGACUUCGAUGAUCUUUUAGAAACCUCUGACAGAUCACGCAGUAAAUGGAGCCGAGCUCAAACAGACACUCUUGUCAACUCAUGGAAAGACGAAUUUGAUGAGCUGGAAAAUAACCGUAACCCACUUGCAUGGAAAAGAAUUUUGCGAGAUAUUAAUCGUAAAGGUGGCAAGAAAAGUAUGGACCAACUAAAAAAGAAACUAAGAAAUUUAAAGGAUCGUUUCAAGGAAGCAAAAAAGAGAAGCAAAUCGAGUAGAGGGAGACGUCAUUUUCCAAAAUAUUAUGAUAUUUUUAAUGAUCUUUUGGGAGCAAGAGAAGAUGCCAGGGAAGAGGAAAGAGAACGACGAAGGUAUUCCAAUGAACAUUUGGUCCCAAAUCAAACAGAAUAUAACAUAAUUCAAGAACCUGCAGAACCUUUGCUAGAAACACAGCAAGAAGGUUCUGUUGUUAGUGCAGAAAUUCCAAAAAAUAAUGUAAAAACGUCCGAAAAAGUGGAGCAAAAAGAAAUGCUUCCAAGAAGGACUAAGAGGAAAAAAGCAUCAAAGUCAGGGGCAUCUGCCCAACUGAUAGACUUUCUUGGACAAAUGCAACGUCAGCAAGAAGAAUCGAUGAAAUUAUUUUUAGAAGGAAUAGAGAAAAUCGAGGAGAAGAGCAGGAAGCACACAGAGGAAACUUUGUUGAAAAUAGCAAAUAUUUUUACAAGACAAAAGAAGAAAAAGAAAAGGAAAGAUGACGAAGAAUCUGAUACUACUUCUGAUGAUAACGCCUAAUAUAAUUGUUAUUGAUAUGGUUUUUGAAAAUAGCUUUGGAAAAAGCAAACAUUCCACAACAUACUAAAUGGUUUUUUGUCUGACGCUCCUCAGGGUAAAACUAUCCACAACUGGGUAUAUAUUUUCAUCUUAUUUGUUCGGACCCAUAUUAUGAUGUAUUAUGCUCUAGGGUAUUUAUAUCUACAACUGGGUAUAUAUUUUCAUCUUAUUUGUUUGAAUCCUUGUUCUGAUGUAUUAUGCUCUGAGGAGUGUAAGACGAAAAAGCUUUUAGUACCGUGUGAAAUGUUUGCUUUUUCCAAUUUUGUACCGCCAAACAAUAUGGUCUUUAUAUAGUUGGCGAUUUGUGAUGUGUUUGGAAAAAAGAGAUUGAUGUGACUUACUCUCAUCAAAUACAAAUCUCUGAUAUGCAAAAAAUUGAGUUGUUAAUAGAGUCUAAAAACGA
Rhopilema esculentum is the source of this 1677-nucleotide messenger RNA. RefSeq lists its product as uncharacterized. NCBI's taxonomy places the organism in Eukaryota, Metazoa, Cnidaria, Scyphozoa, Rhizostomeae, Rhizostomatidae. The record is from RefSeq and is a predicted model, not a curated record.